Molecule: messenger RNA, 3373 nt
Organism: Prinia subflava (tawny-flanked prinia)
Lineage: Eukaryota; Metazoa; Chordata; Aves; Passeriformes; Cisticolidae
Gene: SLC45A3
Product: solute carrier family 45 member 3
Exons: 5
Coding region: 34-2421 (795 amino acids)
Biological process (GO): transmembrane transport
Cellular component (GO): membrane
Molecular function (GO): sucrose:proton symporter activity
Source: RefSeq, a predicted model, not a curated record
GAUGCGGCUCCCCCGGGAUGCGGCUCCCCCGGGAUGCGGCUCCCCCGGGAUGCGGCUCCCCCGGACCCCGCCGAGCCCCGGGACGCCGCCGGUCGUGCCGGGACGCGGCUCCUGCCGCCUUCCCCGGGGGGCUCCGGGGGAUCGGGGGGCUCUAGGGGGGUCGCGCUUGCGGUCGCAGCCGGCAUCGAGCGCUGCCCGGCCGGAGGAGGAGGAGGCGCUCCGGGUCUGAUGCUCCAGCGCUGGAGCUGCUGCGGGAAAACAACAAAAAAACAACAAAAAAAUCCCACAAGUCAGGAGAGGAGCGGGAACGGGCGCGGGUGGGGCUGUGGGAGGGUCCUGCCCUGCCCUGCCCUCCCCACGCAGCGCCCGUGCCCGGAGCUCUUCCCAACCUUCCCCUUCCCGCAGGGACACCCGCGGUGGCCGCGCUGCUUUCGGGACUUCCGAGCGGGAUGGGCUCCCAAAAAUCCUGAGGACUCGCAGGGACAGCCCACAGCCCGUGAGCAGCAGGCCAGGCCUGCAGCGGGAUCCCUGCCUGGAGAAGAGGAAGAGGAGAAGACGCUUCCUCCGCCGUUGAUAAAAUGGGAAGCGGCGUUUCCCCGGCAGCCCGGGGAGGGAAGCGCCGAUCCCGGCCCGGGGGACGCCCGUGGCAGCUCCGCAGCGGGCAGGACACGGCCCUGCCCCGCUGAGGGCUCGGGGCGGCGUGGCCAGGGCCGGGCUGGGGACAGCAGGAUGUCCCUGCAGAGCCGCCGGGCCCAGCUGCUGCUGGCCAACGCGCUGACCUUCGGCCUGGAGGUGUGCCUGGCCGCCGGCAUCACCUGCGUGCCGCCGCUGCUGCUGGAGGUGGGCCUGGAGGAGAAGUUCAUGACCAUGGUUUUGGGGAUAGGCCCCGUCCUGGGGCUGCUUUUCGUGCCUCUCAUCGGCUCUGCCAGCGACCACUGGCGCAGCAGCUACGGCCGCCGGCGGCCGCUGAUGUGGCUGCUGUGCCUGGGCGUGCUGCUCAGCCUCUUCCUCAUCCCGCACGCCGCCCGCCUGGCCGGCCUCUGCUCAUCCCCGCGCCCCCGCAGCGCCCUGGAGAUCACCUUCCUCAUCCUCGGCGUGAGCCUGCUGGAUUUCUGCGGCCAGGUGUGCUUCACCCCCCUGGAGGCGCUGCUCUCCGACCUGUGCCAGGAGCCCGACAGCUGCCGCCAGGCUUUCUCCCUGUACGCCCUCAUGGUCAGCCUGGGCGGCUGCGUGGGCUACCUGCUGCCGGCCAUCGACUGGGCCUUCCUGGCUCCCUACCUGGGCGGGCAGCAGAGCUGCCUCUUCAGCCUGCUGGCCCUCAUCUUCCUCGCCUGCGUGCUGGCCACGCUCUUCGUGGCGGAGGAGGCCGCUCACGGUGACAUCGCGGCUGUCAGGGACGUGUCCCCGAAGCGGUGGCAGUGCUGCUGCAGGGUGACACGGGGGCCGUGCGUGCUGCGGGCGCUGCGGGCGCUGCGCGAGUUGUGCGCGCUGCUGCCGCGGCUGCACGGCCUCUGCUGCCGCGUGCCCGGCGUCAUCCGCCGCCUCUUCGUGGCCGAGCUGUGCAGCUGGAUGGCCCUCAUGACCUUCAUGCUGUUCUACACGGAUUUCGUCGGGGAGGGGCUGUACCACGGCGUGCCCAGGGCCAAGCCGGGCACCGAGGCCAGGCGCCGCUACGAUGAGGGUGUCCGGAUGGGCAGCCUGGGGCUCUUCCUGCAGUGCAUCACCUCCAUCUUCUUCUCGACAAUCAUGGACAGGCUGGUGAAGCGCUUUGGCUCGCGGGCCGUGUACCUGGCCAGCGUGGUGUCCUUCCCCGGGGCCGCCUCCGUCAUGUGCCUGUCCCGCAGUGUCACCGUUGUCACCAUCUCCGCUGCCCUGACGGGCUUCACCUUCUCCGCCCUGCAGAUCCUGCCCUACACGCUGGCAUCCUUCUACCACCACGACAAACAGGUGUUCCUGCACAAAUACAAGAGGAAAGAGGAGGAAGACGCCGCCCUGCUGGACAAGAACUCAGCCUUCCCCAAGGGGCUGCUCUCCAGCCAGAAGCUGCCUUACCAGAACGGCCACACUGGGAGCCUCUUCUCCUCCUCCUCCCCUUCAUCCUCACCCUCCUCCUCCUCCUCUCCGGCCGUGUCCAGCUCGGCUCUGUGCGUCAGCUCCUCCUGCGACGUCUCCCUGCGGAUCGUGGUGGGAGAGCCGGAGCCAGGGGCUCCCGGCCGGGGGAUCUGCCUGGACCUGGCCAUCCUGGACAGCGCCUUCCUCCUGUCCCAGGUGCUGCCCUCGCUGCUCAUGGGCUCCAUCGUGCAGCUCACCCAGUCCGUCACUGCCUACAUGGUGUCUGCUGCUGGCCUCGGGCUCGUGGCCAUCUACUUCGCCACCAAAGUGGUCUUUGACAAGGGUGACAUGGCCAAGUGCUCCGUGUGACAGCAGGGCCGCCCCGUGGGUGGCAGAGCCAGCUGUGUGUGUGCCACAGGGCCAGCUGUGUGUGCUACAGGGCCAGCUGUGUGUGUGUGCCACAGGGCCACUUGUGUGUGCCACAGGGCCACCCGUGUGUGUGUGUGCCACAGGGCCACCUGUGAGUGCCACAGGGCCACCCAUGUGUGUGCCACAGAGCCACCCGUGUGUGCCCACACUGGCUCCAGGACCAAGGGCACCGCGGGGUUAAUCUCAGGUGUAAAUAAGAGGCUUUGGGGUGUUUUCCUCAGGCCAGAAGUGCUUUCCAAAGGUGCCUUCAGCAGGGGGAGCGGGCACGGCAGCACCAAAGGGGUUCUGCAGGGGGAGAGGGGAAUUGGGGUUCCCUCGGGUAGAACGGGUCGUGCUCUGAGCAGGGCACAGGGAGGGGAACAAUCACUGGCUCCCCUCUCCCCUCUCCCCUCUCUCCUCUCCUCUCCCCUCCCCUCUCUCCCCUCUCUCCCCUCUCUCCCCUCUCUCCCCUCUCUCCCCUCUCUCCCCUCUCUCCCCUCUCUCCCCUCUCUCCCCUCUCUCCCCUCUCUCCCCUCUCUCCCCUCUCUCCCCUCUCUCCCCUCUCUCCCCUCUCUCCCCUCUCUCCCCUCUCUCCCCUCUCUCCCCUCUCCCCUCUCCUCUCCUCCAGCUGUUCCCUCUCCCCUCUCCUCUCCUCCAGCUGUUCCCUCUCCCCCUGCUCGCUGCAGUUUUACCCAAUUUCUUGGGCAAUCCUUCAGCAAAUGGGGCGCUGGGAGGAGAUUUCCUGGGGGGAAGGAGGUAGGGGGCGGCCGAGGUUUGGCUGAGGGGGUGCCCGGGUGUGCACCCACAUUUCUGCCCUGCUGCCCUUCCCCACCUCGACCCAAAACCAUCCAGGAGAGAAGUUACUGUGCCUUGUUUUGGGAAAAAAAAACAAGGAACAUCUCAUCAGGACCAG